AUGAAGUUUUCUUAUGCUUAUAAGUCACCAGUUAAGGAAAGAUUGAUUGAUUUUAAACCUAGUUUGACACAAGUAGAAAAUGUUGUUUGUGAAUGGCUUUUCAAUCUUCAUGUAAAUCCAGGGGAUAUUGUAUUGCUUAUGGAAACAGAUGUUAUUGGGUUUAGAGCUAAUUAUGAAAGUCUUUAUAAAAAAACCCAUUUUCAUGUUAGUGUUCUUGACUCAUGGUCUCGUAUACUAAAUCAUCAAGAGAAAUUCAGAGAUGUUGUUAAUUCUCCACUCAGAUUGUUCAUGAAUUCUGACACUACUUUGUCAUUUGAAUAUACUCAUUUGAAUGAAACUACAAAAUAUAAAGUUUUCAAGGAGAGCUUUUCUCGCAGUGUUUCUGAUGAUGCUGAUUUCGAUGAUAAGUAUGGUGCAGUUUUUAAACCUCUUAUAUGUAGUAAAGAUGUGUUAUGUUCAAUGGAGAUAAUCUUUCUAAGUAAUGGUGGAAGAGUUCUUGGAGUCAGCUACAAUUUGUAUGAAAAUCUAGCUAGGAAUAUGAAGAACAAGAAUCUUGGAAAAUGGGGAACGUGA
Molecule: messenger RNA, 573 nt
Organism: Lactuca virosa
Lineage: Eukaryota; Viridiplantae; Streptophyta; Magnoliopsida; Asterales; Asteraceae
Source: the annotation of a GenBank genome assembly